AUGGGACGACCCGGCCAGGACUGGCAUUUCCAGCUGAACUCCCACUUUCUGCGGCCGAACCAGUUCCGGUGCCACCAUUGCUCGCGGAUGUUCACGCGGCGCAGCAGCCUGGAGCGGCAUGCGCUCAUCCACACCGGGGACCGUCCCUUCAGGUGCCUCUACUGCGGUGCCUCGUUCGCGCUCAAGCAGACCCUCUCGCGGCACAUCCUCACGCACACGGGCGAGAAGCCACACAAGUGCGACUUCUGCCUGCGCACCUUCAUCCAGAGGUCGAUCCUGGUGCGACACCGCAAGAAGCACCUCCAGGAGCAUGGCAUUGCCGUCAGCUGA
Messenger RNA from Rhipicephalus sanguineus (brown dog tick), 330 nucleotides. RefSeq names its product early growth response protein 1-like. Bases 1 to 330 code for a protein of 109 amino acids. Gene Ontology annotation, biological process: regulation of transcription by RNA polymerase II. The record is from RefSeq and is a predicted model, not a curated record. Lineage: Eukaryota; Metazoa; Arthropoda; Arachnida; Ixodida; Ixodidae. The transcript has a single exon. Gene Ontology annotation, molecular function: DNA-binding transcription factor activity, RNA polymerase II-specific; RNA polymerase II cis-regulatory region sequence-specific DNA binding. Gene Ontology annotation, cellular component: nucleus.